CAAUCGGAGGACCAGAUGGAGGGAGGAGGCGGAUUGGUGAUGGUUGCCAGGAGCCUGUUUGGCGCGACUCUUGGGACCAGAGGGACUUGUCGGUUGUGUCCCAACUCUACGGCAGGGGCCUGGACUUGAAGGCUGGGCUAGGAGCGGGUUCCGCUCCACCCCGCCCCGCCAGCACCUCUGCAGGCUGCCUGGGACCUUGAGGCCCAAUGUCCACCCAACCCUAGCUCCCGUGCCUCCAACCAUCGCGGUCUCAGGCCCUGGGAUCAGCUGCCCCCAAUCCAAACCCUCUUUCACCCCCCAACUCCAUCCCUGCUAGUGCCUGGUUACCAUGGUGAAGCUAGCAGCCAAAUGCAUCCUGGCAGGAGAUCCAGCCGUAGGCAAGACAGCCCUGGUGCAGAUGUUCCGCAGCGACGGGACCCAUUUCCAGAAGAACUACACUCUGACAACAGGUGUGGAUUUGGUGGUGAAGACAGUGCCAGUUCUUGACACAAAUGACAGUGUGGAACUCUUCAUUUUUGACUCUGCCGGCAAGGAGCUGUUCUCUGAAAUGCUGGAUAAAUUGUGGGAAAACCCCAACGUCCUGUGUCUCGUCUACGAUGUGACCAAUGAGCAGUCCUUCAACAGCUGCACCAAGUGGCUGGAGAAGGUGCGGGCCCAGACUCCGGGUACCUUCCUCCCAGGUGUUUUAGUGGGGACUAAGACAGACCUGGCUGGCCGACGAACAGUGGAUACUGCGCAGGCCCAGGCGUGGGCACUGGGUCAAGGCCUGGAAUUCUUUGAAACGUCUGUGAUGGUGUGGUGGUGUGUACCUGUAAUUCUACCGCUCAGGAGACUGAAGUGGGAAGAUAAAGUAUUUAAGGCCAGCAUGGACUACAUAGCAAGACCCUAUCUUAAACUGAUGAUAAUGCCGAUGGUGAUGCUGGUAGUGGUGAUGGUGGUGAUGAUGAUGGUGGUGGUGAUGAUAAUAAUGGUAAUCAUGGUGAUGGUGAUGAUUAUAGUGAUGAUAAUGAUGAUGAUGGUGGUGAUGAUGGUGGUGAUUGUGGUAAUGAUAGUGAUGAUAAUGGUAAUGAUGGUGAUGAUGGUAGUGGUUAUGGUGAUAAUGGUGGUGAUGAUGAUGAUGAUGGUGGUGAUGGUGAUGAUAGAGAUGAUGGUGACGAUGGUGGUAAUGGUAGUAAUGAUAGUGAUGAUGGUGACGGUGGUGGUGAUUGUGAUGGUAGUGGUGAUGAUGAUGGUGCUGGUGGCUAGGGAUGUAACUCAGGAAAGUGCUUAUCUAGUGCAUAGCACUCUGAAUUAGCACUGUUGAACACCCUAUAAUCCCAAAACUCCAGAGGUAGAAUCAGGGAGAUCAGAAAUACAAGGUCAGCCUUAGCUAUAGUGAGUUUGAGGCCAGCCAAAGUUACAGGAGACUUUAUCUCACAAAACAUAUAAAAGUUAUCUGAGAGACAGGAUCCUGUGUUGGAGCCCCUGGUGUUGCAAUGUUAGGUCCAGUUUAAAAAAAAAAAAAAACAACAACAACUCGGGAGACAGGAAAGACAAAAGCAAGCAAGUAAACAACAAACAGGCACCCUCAUUGCAGGUAGUUGGUGGCCAUGGUGUCAGGACAGUGCCCCCCUUCCUUUUUUUUUUUUUUUUUUUUUUUGGAUUUUCGAGACAGGGUUUCUCCGUAGCUUUUGGUUCCUGUCCUGGUACUAGACCAGGCUGGCCUCGAACUCACAGAGAUCUGCCUGCCUCUGCCUCCCGAGUGCUGGGAUUAAAGGUUGCGCUACCACUGCCUGGCUUAGUGCCCUUCCUUCUGAUGGCCCCUCUGACCUCCCCUUGGAGGGCCUGUCACUGUAACCCUGGAGUAGAAGGUCCCUGUUGCAGCCUGGCAUCUCGGGGAGGGGUUUGUGUGUGCUGUGCCUCUCCUGGCUGGGCUGUGCCCUGUUGCCUUUGUAGUCCUCCUCUUCCCACCUGGAGCGGCUCUGGGCAGACUCUCUCCUAGAGCACAUCUGUCUGCUGUUUUGUGUUGGCCUUUGAACUUCUGUCAGAGCUAAGUAAGUGGAUUCACCUUCUUGUCCUCCACACAGAACCUAGUGGCCACAAGGAAGGCUCUACAGAUAGACCUCAGCCUCGACCCUGGCUGCACGGCUCACGUGCCACGCAGCUGUCACUGUGUUCCUUUUAGCUUUGUUUCCCCUUAAAUCUUCACUGUGACAACAGCUGUCCUCGACACCAGGUGUCAGGAGUCCAAAGGGAGAGAUACCUCGAGUAGGGGCCAGCUUCUCCAGACUAAACUCACACCCCUCUCAA
Molecule: messenger RNA, 2289 nt
Organism: Alexandromys fortis (reed vole)
Lineage: Eukaryota; Metazoa; Chordata; Mammalia; Rodentia; Cricetidae
Gene: Ift27
Product: intraflagellar transport 27
Exons: 7
Coding region: 329-1294 (321 amino acids)
Biological process (GO): intraciliary transport; vesicle-mediated transport
Cellular component (GO): sperm flagellum; intraciliary transport particle B
Molecular function (GO): GTP binding; GTPase activity
Source: RefSeq, a predicted model, not a curated record